Messenger RNA from Morus notabilis, 1632 nucleotides. RefSeq lists its product as uncharacterized. NCBI's taxonomy places the organism in Eukaryota, Viridiplantae, Streptophyta, Magnoliopsida, Rosales, Moraceae. The record is from RefSeq and is a predicted model, not a curated record. The coding region runs from base 296 to 1336 and encodes 346 amino acids. Gene Ontology annotation, molecular function: S-adenosylmethionine-dependent methyltransferase activity. The transcript has 8 exons.
GUUUAAAUCCCACCCCAAGUUGAAAAAAAAAAAACGGUUUUAUUUUAUUUUAUUCUCCAAUAUUCAAUGAUCAAUAAUUUUGAGGAGCACAAUCGCGGUGCGUAGCGGGAAUAGAACCCGCCAAUUUCACGUACAGGGUCACAUUCACACCGGGCAUUGACGCAAAACAACAAACACCUUGUCCUCAUCUCCAUAACCACACGACGAGCGGCAAACCACCGAACAGCCAACGCAAUCGAUAUCUUUCUAUCUCGAAUACCAGAGCGACAAACUUGGAGUUUGAUAAUCGAUUUUCAUGGCGACGGCGGCUUCUUCAUCUCUUCAACCCACUCUCCAUAAACCAUUUUUAUACCCAAAACACCCACAACUCUGUCGCAAUUCUCAAUUCCGUCCUCGUCUCGGAUACUCCUCUAAUGGCGUCCGCUUCUCCACCAUUCGCGCGACGAGCUCCGUGAUUGCCCUAGAACCGAGUUCAAGCGUUGAGGAAAAUCGGAGUUCGGAAGUUUCUGAGGUGUUUGCUUGUCCAGUGUGUUAUGAACCGCUGAUUAGAAAAGGACCUUCUGGCCUUAAUUUGGAAGCAAUAUACAGGUCGGGAUUCAAGUGCAAAAAAUGUAACAAGUCAUAUUCAAGUAAAGACAUAUAUUUGGAUUUGACUGUAACUGCUGGGUUGAGAGACUACACGGAGGUGAAACCAGCUGGGACUGAGUUAUUCCGGAGCCCUCUUGUUUCAUUCUUAUACGAAAGAGGGUGGCGUCAGAAUUUCAACAGAAGCGGUUUUCCUGGCCCUGAUGAAGAGUUUAAAAUGGCUCAAGGCUACUUUAAAUCUGUUGAAGGUGGUCUUCUAGUAGAUGUUAGCUGUGGGAGUGGCUUAUUUUCCAGAAAGUUUGCCAAAUCUGGGACCUAUUCUGCAGUGAUUGCACUUGAUUUUUCUGAAAACAUGCUUCGUCAGUGUUACGACUUCAUUAAGAGAGAUGGUGCCCUUUUAAAUAGUAAUCUUGCUCUCGUGAGAGCAGAUGUUUCAAGGCUUCCAUUCUCAUCAGGCUCAGUCGACGCUGUCCAUGCCGGUGCCGCAUUGCAUUGCUGGCCUUCUCCUACGAAUGCUGUUGCUGAAAUCACUCGUAUAUUACGGAGCGGUGGCAUCUUUGUUGGAACCACUUUUCUGCGGUAUACUUCAUCUACGCCAUUGAUAGUAAGGCCUCUUAGGCAGAGAGUACUUCAGAACUACAACUAUUUAACGGAGGAAGAGAUUGAGGACUUGUGCACAUCAUGCGGUCUUACCAACUACUCAAGCAAAGUUCAGCAAUCUUUCAUCAUGUUUUCUGCUCAGAAGCCCUGAGACCAAGUACGGACCAUUUGAAUAUCAUUUCUCCAUACCUCGUUUUGUCGUAUUCUUAAAUUCAUUUUGUUGCAUAAUGUAAAAUCAUUACAAUGAAAACAUUUUUAAAAUAACUAAAAGAGCACAACAAACACAAAAACCUGAAAAAGUUAUGGCCUGGGGCAGAGCCGCAGAUGUAAAGAGUGGUAUUAAUUGAUGAGAUGUAUGUUAUUUUAUUAUCUGAAUUGUGAGAAAACUAAUUGUGAUUAAACACAUGAACAACUGCAUUAGUGGCAGGUUUAAUAGCUACUAUUACG